GACAUCGUUUAGUAGAGAGAGCGUGAUGGCCACAAGCUUUACACACUUCACAUAUCUAAUAUCUUCUUCUUACUUCAUAAACAAAUCACUACCACAUAGAGAGAGUGCAGAAGUAGGUGAGAAAAGAGAGUUUCCAAUGGCUAUACUCGCAAACACGUUCGGCAUGGGGGUAAGUUACGCCGGACAGCUUCCGUUUAGGCGAGUCACCGCCGGAGAGGUGGGACGUAAGCAGCAGAGGAUGGCGGUGGUGAGAGCAGAAGGCAGCGGAGGAGGAGGAGGAGGAAUCAAUCCGGAGAUCAGAAAGAACGAAGAGAAGGUCGUAGACUCUGUUGUCGUCACCGAGCUUUCCAAGAACAUAACUCCCUAUUGCAGGUGUUGGAGGUCCGGGACGUUUCCAUUGUGUGAUGGGAGUCAUGUGAAGCACAACAAAGCUAAUGGAGAUAAUGCCCGGCUCUAUACAUCUGCACGGAGUGUAAAUGCACAAGAUCCAUUUAAUUUUUGGGUUUUUUUUCUUUUGAUUUUAAGGUCCAAUUUUUUUUUUUAAUCCUUUUUUAGCAUGAAAAAAUAGGACCCAAUUUUUUUUUAGUUCAGGGUCCAAAAAAUAAUUGAGCCGGGGUCUGACUAUAUAUGUAUGUCCUACGCAUCGAGUGAGUAAUAUUAAUAUAGCAAACAUGUGGGUAAUAUUUUUUUU
This is a messenger RNA of Camelina sativa (false flax), 691 nucleotides long. Lineage: Eukaryota; Viridiplantae; Streptophyta; Magnoliopsida; Brassicales; Brassicaceae. The record is from RefSeq and is a predicted model, not a curated record.